ACCUGCCUCCCGUGAACCUUUUCUCUCUUCCCAAUUUCAUCCCAGCUCUCCUUCCCAGCAGUCCCUGCGCAGCGCCCUACACUAGUUGUACUCUAAGGUGGCAAGAUGUCGUCCCAGACACCACUUUCAGCACCGCUUAGAGAACAGAGACUUCUAGAUGUCAAACUGCAACAGGUGCCAUCCUGGAUAAUGAAGCGAGAUUUUUCCCCUUCUGGGAUCAUGAAAGCUGUUCGUAGAGGUUAUGAUGCAUAUUUUAAUAAGUACAUUGAUGUGAAGAAAGGUGGGAUUGGUGGUGUUACUAUGGUGCUUGCUGGUUACAUCCUGCUCAAUUAUUGUGCAGCUUACAAGGAGCUUAAACAUGAACGUUGGCGAAAGUACCACUGAAAAUUCAAGAAAACUUGAGAUGAUGAAUUUUAUCCCUAAGCUAGAGAAUUUUGCAACUGUACUCAGUGAACAUCAUUUGAUGUAACUAGGGCCAAAUAACCAAUAUUAAAACAUGUAUUUAACCUGCA
This is a messenger RNA of Antechinus flavipes (yellow-footed antechinus), 512 nucleotides long. It is a transcript of the gene ATP5MF, whose product is annotated as ATP synthase membrane subunit f. Gene Ontology annotation, molecular function: proton-transporting ATP synthase activity, rotational mechanism. The record is from RefSeq and is a predicted model, not a curated record. NCBI's taxonomy places the organism in Eukaryota, Metazoa, Chordata, Mammalia, Dasyuromorphia, Dasyuridae. The transcript has 4 exons. The coding region runs from base 106 to 384 and encodes 92 amino acids. Gene Ontology annotation, biological process: proton motive force-driven mitochondrial ATP synthesis.